This is a messenger RNA of Aspergillus alliaceus, 1996 nucleotides long. Its product is annotated as endonuclease/exonuclease/phosphatase family protein. Lineage: Eukaryota; Fungi; Ascomycota; Eurotiomycetes; Eurotiales; Aspergillaceae. Gene Ontology annotation, molecular function: sphingomyelin phosphodiesterase activity. Bases 602 to 1906 code for a protein of 434 amino acids. Gene Ontology annotation, cellular component: cytoplasm. The record is from RefSeq and is a predicted model, not a curated record. The transcript has 4 exons.
GUUUACCUUAAGUGGGUAGGUGAUGUUUUACUUGGCAUGGCAUUUAUUGAAUCCAUCGGAACUAUUCGUGGUCUUGUUCCUGAAUUACUCCGUAAAAUCUCCGGGUAGGGCUCUUCUACAUCGUACGUUGAUAAGCAAUGGCUGACCUCUGCUACUGGGCAAUACAUAAUUAUUUAAUCAAUAUCCUAGAUGCCUGUGCCUAUCAUUUCUUCACAUGGCUUGCCAUUCUUCAGUGACGUCCAGGUCUAUUUAAUUUUCAAUCUAUUCUGGGAGAUAUUUAGAUUAAACCCACUUGAGGCCAAGAUAUUAUCGACCAUCCAAUCCUUCCACGUGCAGAAGAAACACACCACAAGUAUAAACUACUCCUGCAUUAGACGCAUGCUCAUCACCGACGGCAGUUCUACUAAUGUCGAGUUAGAUUAAACUGUCGGAGUACCCCCUUUUUCGUCUUCCGAACGACGAUCUCCGACAUGCAAAUAAAUUUAUAAAGACCGGGACCCAUCGCCGAUCACAGUUCUUUUUCUCCAGCGAUUUAACACUUCUCUCACAGCCAAAUAUACAACAAAACAAGGGGGAAAGAAUAAGAUAAAAUCAAAGAAAAAUGCGCUCAAUCACGUACCUAACCAGCGGCCUCCCGAUCGCCCUGGCAGCCACAUCGGGCCAAUUCGAUGUUCUCUCCAUGAACGUCGCCGGUCUACCGGCAAUCUUCAACGGCAACGAAGUGCCCGGCGAUAAAACCACCAAUUCCGAAGCGAUGGGGACCAAGUUCACGGAAUACGAUUAUGAUGUGAUUAACGUGCAAGAAGACUUUAAUUACCAUGCCUCUAUCUACAAGACCGACAAACACCCGUAUCGCACCGCUACUUCCGGCGGCGCGGGCAUCGGAUCGGGCUUAAACACGCUUGCCAACUAUCCUUGGAUAGACUUUGAGCGAGUCAAGUGGGCAACUUGCUCCGAUGCCUCGGGUGCGGAUUGUUUGACCCCGAAGGGGUUCACCUCGAUGCGUGUGCGUUUCGAUGAGGGUGUCUAUGUGGACUUCUAUAAUCUUCAUGCUGAUGCUGGUUCCGAAACCAAAGAUGUCGAAGCCCGCAGCGCCAAUCUCCAGCAAUUAGCUGAUUAUAUCGGGACAAAUUCCGUGGGCAAUGCAGUCCUGGUCUUUGGCGAUACCAAUGCGCGAUACACCUCCGCGGGGGAGAACACCCGCGUGUUUGCCGCCGAACAGAACAUGACAAACCCCUGGGUGGAACUAAUUCUGAAGGGCGUCGAGCCCAAAGAGGGAACUGGUCCCUGGAUGUGCGAGAACCCGACGACGAAUAAUACCUGCGAGACGGUGGACAAGAUCUUCUACCGUGGAAGCCGAUCGAUCGAAUUGAGCGCGACCUUCUGGAGUUACGUGGGUAGCAAGUUUCUCUUAGAUGGACAUAUCCUCUCCGAUCAUAACCCCGUUACUUCAAACUUUACCUGGAAGUUGUCUGAUUCAGUGCGCCAAAGCGACCUUUUCGGUGGACCUCAUGGAACCUGGUUUAACGAUCUCUCUUCCAUUCCCUCGUCUCCGAAGCCUAGCAAGAUUUCUCUCAAGGGAGCGAACCGCGUGGACAGCGUGGGCUUAACCUUGACUUCCGGCCAAGAUUACACCCACGGCGGAACGGGCGGCACCGCGGCGGAGCUGACUCUGGCUAACGACGAAUACUGGACACAGGCGAAGCUUUGCCAGGGUAAAUACAAUGAUCAUACCCGUAUCUUCUACUUGCUGGCGACUACCAGCAUGGGGAAGACUGUCAGUACCGGUAAAACGACAGGUGACUGCAAGGACUUCACGGCGCCGCAUGGAUGGCAGAUAGUUGGGUUCUAUGGACGGGAUGGGGAUGAGGUAGAUCAGUUGGGCUUUGUUUAUGCACCGCAGUGAAGGGGGGAGGUUUGAAUUUGCAAGCAAUGUAUAUAUUUGCCAGAACCAGUUCUUAUGUGACAAGUUGAAAUCCAUCAGUUGAGUAUAAGU